Hyaena hyaena (striped hyena) is the source of this 441-nucleotide messenger RNA. It is a transcript of the gene PIP, whose product is annotated as prolactin induced protein. Gene Ontology annotation, biological process: proteolysis; regulation of immune system process. NCBI's taxonomy places the organism in Eukaryota, Metazoa, Chordata, Mammalia, Carnivora, Hyaenidae. Bases 1 to 441 code for a protein of 146 amino acids. Gene Ontology annotation, molecular function: aspartic-type endopeptidase activity. Gene Ontology annotation, cellular component: extracellular region. The record is from RefSeq and is a predicted model, not a curated record. The transcript is spliced from 4 exons.
AUGCACUUUCUCCAGUUCCUGUUCAGAGCCAACUUUGCCGCCCUGCUCCUGGUUUUCUGUCUGCAGCUGGGGAUCAACAAAGCUCAGGAAGACACCCAAAAAGCGAUAACAAUGCACAUGGAGAUGCCCCAAAAAGCAAGCCAAGGUGACGAAGUCUCUGUGAAUUUGACUGUUCAAACAGAAUUGAAAGAAUGUUUGGUGAUUCAAUCUUACCUUGUAAGCCAGCAUCCAAUUGAAGGUCCUUUUACCUAUAAAUACACGGCCUGCCUCUGUAAAGAUAAUCCAAGAACUUUCUACUGGGACUUUCAAGUCAGUGAAACUGUAGCAAUAGCAGCAGUGACCCACACUAUUGAACAAGAAGGUAUCUGCCCCCAAAAUAAGGCAGUGGUGCCCUUCGGACCGAAAUAUUUUUAUACCACUGGGAGGAUACUCGUAUACUGA